AUGGCUGAGCAAGGCAAGGAUCAUUGGCAUUCUGGUGACUACCAGCACUCGGCAUCAUUCGUACCCAAGUUGGCGGGCAAGGUGACUCAAUGGCUUGAUUUACAAAAAGACGAUGUUGUACUAGAUAUUGGCUGCGGCGUCCUCGACGCAACCAAGAUGCAGAGCAAGCCCGAGCUGCAAAGAGCAACAUUCACCAAGGACUUUUCCAACGCCGCCAUGCAUUGGAUCCUGCGCCCCGCCGCCGCGCGCCAGCCCUUUUUCGCCGCCGUCCACGCCGCGCUGGCGCCCGGCGGCGUCUUCGCCUUUGAGAUGGGCGGCCUCGGCAACGUCAAGGAGAUGGCGGCCGCGCUGCUGGUGGCGUGCGCGCGGCGCGCGCCGGGCGGGCUCUCGGCCGUCGUCGACCAGCACUACCCGUGGUUCUUCCCCGACGAGGCGUGGGCGACGGCGGCGCUCGAGGGGGCCGGGUUCCGCGUAGACCGCGUGGAGCGCGAGUGGCGCCCGACGAAGGCGGAUAAGGGGGGCGUGGAGGGAUGGAUCAGGCUGUUUGGGAGCAUGAUUCUGGAGAGCGUGCCAGAGGGCGAGCAGCGGGAGGAUGCGGUGAGGGAGGCGGCGGAGGCGCUGCGGGUGGUGUGUGAUGAUGGGGACGGAGGGGAGAUGAUUUCGUAUGUUCGUCUGAGAGCGCUGGCGACCAAGGUAUGA
Molecule: messenger RNA, 699 nt
Organism: Beauveria bassiana ARSEF 2860
Lineage: Eukaryota; Fungi; Ascomycota; Sordariomycetes; Hypocreales; Cordycipitaceae
Product: methyltransferase domain-containing protein
Exons: 3
Coding region: 1-699 (232 amino acids)
Source: RefSeq, a predicted model, not a curated record